Ilyonectria robusta is the source of this 1218-nucleotide messenger RNA. RefSeq lists its product as uncharacterized. The transcript has 2 exons. Gene Ontology annotation, biological process: nuclear-transcribed mRNA catabolic process, no-go decay; RNA surveillance; ribosome disassembly. The coding region runs from base 1 to 1218 and encodes 405 amino acids. NCBI's taxonomy places the organism in Eukaryota, Fungi, Ascomycota, Sordariomycetes, Hypocreales, Nectriaceae. The record is from RefSeq and is a predicted model, not a curated record. Gene Ontology annotation, cellular component: cytoplasm.
AUGAAGCUGGUAUCGCGCAAGGUGCCCAAGACGCUCGAGGAGGAGACGGUGUCUCUCCUCCCCGAGGAUCCCGAAGACAUGUGGCAUGCCUACAACCUAAUCCUCCCCGGCGACAUCAUCCACGCCCACGCCAUCCGCAAGGUCGUCAGCACCAGCAGCACCGGCAGCACGGCGUCGGAGCGGGUGCACACCGACCUGGCCAUCAAAGUCAAGUCGACCUUCUUCGACCCCGUCAUCUCGGCCCUCCGCGUCUCCGGGACCGUGGCCGCCGAGAACCCCCACGUCACCCUCGGCUCGCACCACACGCUCGACCUCGAGGUCAACCGUGCCUUCACCGUCAUCAAGCCCGAUGGCUGGGACUCCAUCGCCAAGGCCGCGCUCCAGGAGUCCCUGGCCGAUGACAAGGACGGCGCCAUGGCCGCCGUCGUCAUGCAGGAGGGCCUGGCCAACAUUUGUCUCAUUACGCAGUUCCGCACAGUUUUGAAAGUCCGUGUCGAGAGCGUCAUUCCGAAGAAGCGCGACCUGGCUUCAGACCAGGAUGCCGGCAUGCGCCGCUUCUUUGAAAAGACUCUGUCGACCCUGGUCCGCACCAUGGACUUUUCCGAGUCGCGCCCGCUGCUGCUGGCCAGCCCGGGAUUCGUCGCCGCGGACUUUAAGCAGUACAUUGCGAACCAGGGCCGGGACAAGGCUGACAAGGUCUUGACCGCCGUCGCCAAGCAAGCGACUGUCGUGCACGCCAACUCGGGGCACGUCCACAGUCUCAACGAGGUGCUCAAGAGCCCCGAGGUCCUGGCCAAGAUGAAGGACAUGAAGUUUGCCCGCGAGGCCCAGUACGUCGAUCAGUUCUUUGAUAUGCUCAAAUUGGAUGAUGGCCGGGCGUGGUACGGUACUUCAGCUGUGGAAAAGGCCGUCAACGACGGUGCUGUUGGUCCUGGCGGCGGCGUCCUCCUGGUCAACAACUCGCUCUUCCGGAGCGAAGACUUGGCCGUCCGCAAGAAGUAUGUAGCACUCGUCGAAAAGGUCAGAAACGACGGUGGCGAUGCGAGGGUCUUGAGUAGUGAUCAUGAGAGCGGCCAACGUCUGACCAUGCUCGGCGACAUUGCCGCCAUUCUCAAUUACCCAAUGAUGGAUCUAGAUGAUGACGGAGAGGAAGAGGGUGAAGCUGCAGAAGAUCGGAAUGCUCGAGAGCAGCAAGAUAUGUUGGAUAGUGUCAUCUAG